Bolinopsis microptera is the source of this 1986-nucleotide messenger RNA. RefSeq names its product acetyl-coenzyme A transporter 1-like. The record is from RefSeq and is a predicted model, not a curated record. Lineage: Eukaryota; Metazoa; Ctenophora; Tentaculata; Lobata; Bolinopsidae. Gene Ontology annotation, cellular component: membrane. The transcript is spliced from 9 exons. Gene Ontology annotation, molecular function: acetyl-CoA transmembrane transporter activity. The coding region runs from base 116 to 802 and encodes 228 amino acids.
AGGUUUUGGGGUGUAGUGUUCAUUUUAACCUACCACAUUUGUCGCUAUAUUCGUGACAGAAAAGGCUGUGGACGAUAGUGAACAAGAUGAAGGAUUUGUUGAAACGUACAAGAGUAUGAUGAAGAUAAUAAAGCUUAAAAGUGUGCUCAUCUACAUCGGAUGUAUCUUUGUUAUUAAGGCAUCGUUCGCUCCGUUGGAUUCCUUGACAGGAUUGAAACUGUUAGAAGCGGGGCUAACUAAAGAUAGUUUAGUUACUUUAAGUGCUCUACUCAUACCCUUACAGAUCUUGUUACCCUUGAUAAUAACAAAGUAUACAAACUCCCAGUUCCCUCUUAUUACUUAUGUCAGUGGUGUUCUACCCAGAAUAUUAGGCGCUCUGUUGAUAACUCUGUUGGUCUUCUACGCUUUCUCUGCAUCAGAAUUUGGUGCUAUGUUCUACAUUGCUGGGUUGAUAAUACAGAUUUUAUAUUCCGCGGCAGCUACCAUGAUGUUUGUCUCCCAGAUGAUGUUCAAUGCACGUGUCAGUGACGUGAAGAUGGGCGGUACCUACAUGACCCUUCUCAACACCAUGAUAAACCUGUCAGGCACCCUUCCUCAGACACUGUCUCUGUUAGCUGUAGACAGACUAACAACCUCCACCUGUGUUGGAUCAGAUACCGUUACCUCCUGCUACAUGGACAAAGAGACUUGCACCGCGUCAGGAGGGACUUGUUCAACUGAAACAGACGGUUUCUUUGUUCUCGUAACUAUUGGAAUGUGUUGUGCUCUCUCUGGAAAUGGAAACUCUCAAAAGUGUACCUAAGACUCCAGACUCAGUCCAUUGAGUCAUGGCACGUAAGCAGCUCCGACUAACUUCACAGUACCUCUAGGUUUACAGAUUAAUUAGUUAAUUAAUUAAUUGAUUGACUGAUUAGGGCAAAUUGUAAAUUUCUUGAUUAUUCUUGGGUUAACUAGUUUCUAUACUUUGUUUGACGUAAUUGUUUAAAGUUACUCUAGAUAUGAAUAACGAUUUAUUUGAGCAGGUUCUCAGCCGUCUUGUUAAGGUUUAAUCAGUAAAUUACUAGUAGUAGUAAUAAACUAAAUCUUAUAUUUGGUAUGAUUUAAGUUAAUUUAUUCGAAUAUGUCGACCAAACAAAAUAUAAACAUUUGAUAUGCUUAAGUUAAAGACACUUCAUUUUAUUUGCUUAGCUUGGCUGGCUUCGGUUUUGAUACUAAUAAUAUUCAGGUUUUAAAACUUUUCAUUGGCAGGUUGAGCAACCCUAAAUCCAUAUCACUGGAAUAUUCCAGAGUUUUAUGCGGGAAUUCUUCAUUUUAGUUCUAGAAUAUUCUUUUUGUUCCAGAAUAUUAGUUUAAUUAGGUCAAGUUACCUGAGCUAGUACGUUGUUUUAUGGGCUGCAUAAAUCUAUGAAAUCUAAUAUAUGAGUCGGGGAGUAUAAAGUAAAAGGUUGUUUAUUAGAUUAAAGUAAAGGGUUGUUUUAUUAGAUUAAAGUAAAUAGUAUUUACUUUGUUGACAAGCGUGUAAUUUUAUCUUAACAGCGGGAUUGUAAGAAUUCGGUGACUUAACUUACCAGAUAGUUGGCAAAAGAAUAGAAAAUACUUUAGCGUAUUUUAUUCAGAAAUGUGUAUUCCAGAGGAACUAUUGAGAUUUUAAAAUCGCACUAAUGUUAGCACUUGUUUCGACUACAACAACUGCGAGAUGUAAACCAUUAAUAUUGUUAUCUAAGUUUAGCUUAUGAUGUAAUGCAGUUAAGUUAUUGUUUUGUUUUAAUAUUUCGGUUGGUUAUAAUGUAAAAUAGUAUCAGAUUAUGUUUAAUGAUGACCUAACAUUUCCUUCAUUGCUUUGCGUGUUAUCUCUAUCAUGCUAAUCUACAACUUCAAGAGCAUGUUUUAAUAUUGAUAAUGAAUGUUGAAUGUUGAGCACAUUCUAUUCGAAGCGUCCACUCCUGUUAAGAACUAUUAGUUUUAAACCUACAGUUACUAAUAUUA